Stylophora pistillata is the source of this 4389-nucleotide messenger RNA. RefSeq lists its product as uncharacterized. Gene Ontology annotation, molecular function: protein binding. Lineage: Eukaryota; Metazoa; Cnidaria; Anthozoa; Scleractinia; Pocilloporidae. The record is from RefSeq and is a predicted model, not a curated record.
AUGUCAAAGAAGAUGGCCGCAGAUCGGAGGGAAGAUCUAACCGACUCUUUGUCCUCCCCUUCGUCUUCUCCUUCAAGUGCGUCUUCAUCAGAAACGAAUACCACUGAGCCUACAAGUAGUUCGGAAGUCGAUUCAAGAACGUUUGUAGACGAAGGAAUAUACGGCUGGAUCUUUCAUUUAAUUGAGGAGGAGAAAAUCGCUCGAAUUGUUGAUCCCUCCGACUGGACUUACGAACUCGAUUGGCAAGAUGUAGUUUGGAAAUAUUGGCAUGAAUUUCGCGAAGCUAAAAGAGUUGCAAAAAACCCCCUUAAAAAGGACGAGUUCAACAUCAGAACUGCAAGCAAUGGUUUAAGAGCUGCAUUGUUAAACUGUUACAAAGGUAAAGAUGGUGCCAAAGAAUAUCCAGAAAAUAAAGUUAUGGACAAGGAUAACAGGACAAUCAAACGGCGCUUUAAAUUGCCUUCGAAAGUGGUUGAUAAACUUAAAGGGACAGCUUUCGCUAGUCACGUUGUAUCGAAAUUUAAUGAAAUUUCUAGGCCUGCCUUCAGUAAGAAGGGUUUAGAGUCCAUUCCAGAUGAAUGUAGUGGAGAGCAGGCUGACAAAGGUGCUAACAAAGGAACUGCUGCUCACCCAGCAAAGCCACCUCCCAUCUCUUCUGCAGACUUCAGUUCUCUCAUGAUUGAUCCUGAGGAAUCAAAUAGCUUGAUCAACUUCAUGACCCCCCCUGCUAGUAAUCAGCUCGGGACAGAUGAUCUCAUUCCAAUGGAUAGUGACAAUGACUUGUCAUCUGAUUGGCCAUCUGACUUGUCAUCUGACUUGCCAUCUGACUGGCCAAGCACAAGCCAAUAUUAUGCAAAUUCCUCUGGUUAUGAAACUGGUAUAGAGGAGAAUCUAGUGAAGGAAAUGGACCCCUGUGAAGGUCCCUAUCAGGGAGGAAAUAUGUCAUUUAUUUUCCUGGAGCAGCCCUUGUCUACCCAUUUUCCCGGAGUUAGCAGCAGUGGCAGAUGCAAAGUGGUGUUCUCGUCGCCCAAGCACAGAAUGAUGUCUCCUCGUGAAGUUCAUGCAACGGUGAAAAACUGUCUUACAUUGAAAGUCCGUGUCCCACGUUGCCCAAGACUUGAAGGAGAACAGCUGGCGCGUGGAAAACUGACAGUUAAAGUCGUCGUUAGGACACAAGAGGGCUCCUACAUUGGUGAAACUAGGUACACCUACAACUCUAACCUGCUAAGUCAGUUUGAACAGUGCGUCAAAGCCAUGGAUGACGAAGAUAUGGAGCUUGACUGUGCUGGUUCUCCCGUUGAAAACCAUGUUACCAUGAGCCUCCGGGGACCAGGGUUUGCCACUGAUCACUUGUUCAACUUUGCUACCCUGAGAGUGCUAGUCUUCGUUGCAGUGAAGGAGAAAGCUUACAAUGUCUUGCUGGCAAUCUUGAAGUGCCCGGUUAUUUCGCAAGUAAUUCAGAGCUAUGCUCACAGAUUACUACCAUUCUUGGAACAAGUGCAGAAAGGCGAGAGAAGAACAGAUCGAAGCGCGUCGAUCCUUGAAAUGAGCAAAAAGCUUUUACUGGAAUGCACUGGCAGCCAUGAGUCUCUAAAGCAACUGAAUGAAAACGAACGGGAGAUGGAGGACAAGUUCAUUGAAAAUGGCUACGAGGGAGGCUCAGAACCAGAAACCCAAGAACUAGAAGUAUCAUUUCAUGAAUGGAAUGAGUUAUCUUCUGCCUUGGUACACAAAGAAGAAAAGAUCGAGAGCGGUAGAAGGUUUGAAACGAGCGAGGGUUUCCGUGAUGUGGCGAACAAAUGUCAGGUUGAAGUGAGAGACACUCCCGUUCAUUUUACAUGUAGUCUUUCCACAGAGGAAAAUGGAACAAUACAGAGCAAGGAUGAGGGAAAACAAGAAAACGAAGAGAUCUACAAGCCGAAGAUUUUUGUUCUUCGGAAACCAUGUUCACCCAUCCCAAUAAGCAGAACUCGCUCCAGUUUCCCCGAUCCCCGAACGGACAUCUUUGUCGAGUUGCAGGUCCGUAAUAACCAAAGGCCCUCACAAUACAGUGAACACCAAGAAGGUAGAACACUUGUCGUGGCAGAACACUUGUCAAACACGAAAGAUCGCAUGAUUGUAGAAGUGAAGCACAACGGCACUGAACAGACUGUGAAGGACUGGGAGGCAAAGUAUGUAAAACGUGCCAGCGGCAAGCUUGGAUACUGGUUUCGAUUUUAUGAACCAAAUUGUGAGCUACUGCUGAUGUUUAAGCUCUACGACAAACCUCACCCAACCAAGUCAGAGACGAAGUUGAAGACAGCAGUCCUGGAUUACGUUACAAUUGUGGUCGAGACCAUCAGUUGGAAGGGAAACUCUUCAAGGGAGGCUAGAGGAGAAAAGGAAACCGAUAAAUGCGAGCUUGCACUUACUCAACAGGUUCCCCUUGUAUCCUUGUCGCCCUCACAGACCAAGGUGUGCGUCAUUAUGAACGAGCUGCAUGAAUUCUGUGACAAUGGUGAAUGGGUGAAGUUUGAAGAAGCGUGUGAGAUGCACCAACACUCGGGAAAUUCUGACGUAAAAGUUGCAGUUUUGCUGGAGAAAGCCAUCGCUUUUUUGUACCAGCGGGAUCUGGAAGAAGCGGAGGCGAUAGCUUUGGAAGCUCUUGGGAUUGUUUCUGAAGCUGACAAUCACCAACUCCUCAUAGGACGAGCUUACUACUACCUCGCGCAUGUCUACCGCCGGCAGAGGAAACUGGGGGAAGCAGUACGGUGCAUUGACUUGUCCAAGCAGAAUCUUCACCUGAUCGAUGUCUGCCUUGACCAAAGUUUCCUGGCUUACGAAGAAGGAAAUGUCAUGAAAGAAUUCAUCUCCAGUGGAAGCGUUUUGAGGAAGAAGCUUCUUCUCCAAGCCAAGCACUGCUUUGAGCGUUGUCUUGAUCUCAGUCGGAAGCUAGAUGACAGCAACAGUCGGGUGAUUCCUCAAACGCACAGUUUCGCGCCCAUCAAGAUCGCCAUGCUUCUUCUCGAUUGCGGGAGCACCUCAGGACGAGAGCGGUGUGUGAGUAGCGGGCAUGUCAAGGAAGCGUCAAAGUUCCUUGCUCUUUUGGAGGGUGACGGCCUGGAUGACAUAACCGAGAGAAGAAAACUCCAGUUUCUUUUGGCGCGCUCAGAUCUUCACUACCGGCUGUCUAACCACCAGGAAGCUGUACAUAACGCCCAUCAAGCUUUAGAGAAAGCGAAGCAGUUAGGUUUCCUGCUGGAGGAGAUGCCAGCCCGUGAUCGAAUCAACCACAUUCGUCAGUUGUCUGAGGGUGGAGGAGUUUACCGUUGUCCUGAACUUGAAGGUGACGUUUAUUAUAAAGACAAACUCCUGUUGUCUUAAGUUUAUGGUUUCUUCUAAGGGAUCGUUAUUGAUAGCCUGAGGAGGGGACGGGGUAGGAGGUUUUUUUUUUGUGUCAGGAUUAAAACUUCCCUAACCCCCCACCCCCCUACCCCAAUAAGGCAGUCAAUUUUCUAUAGCCUCUUUUUGUACUCUGUUGGCGAAGACUGACUUCCCCUCCGCUCUCCCAGAAGACUAUGUUAUCACCGCUCCCCUUCAAUCCCCUGACGCCCCGCCCCUCCCCUCCCCUACCCUCCCCAGGCAAUAUAUAAUUAGUACCGAUGACGUGUCGCUAUAAUGCAGGACACAUAAUCAAAGUCCCUAAUUUACUGUAUCAAUGACAGCAUAGAUGAUCGAAACGACUCCUAUUGGGCAUAGGAACGGGGAGAAAAAAGGCGACAAUAAACAUCCCACCCUUUCCUCCCUUGCAACAUUUUGUUUAACUGGGUGGUUACUUCGGAAUUGUCUUCAUUUCUCCGCAACAGACUACUGAUAAAGAAAAAUUUACUGAUCGAAUUGUAAAUAACUUUGCACACUACAUUAUCUGUUAUGACCGAACACAAUUACAUGUUAAACUGCUUCAAUUGUAACUGGCAUUAAAUGUACCUUAAAUUGUUUCAGAGAGGUCAAGACUGGGUCAAGAGCCCCUAUUACAAAUUUAUAUGUUACACAUACGUUAACCUUUCUUUGACUUUCUCUAAGACCCAAGAGGUAAUUCUCGUAACUCAUUACUGUAAAUGUUGUUGCUGACUAGUCCUGAGAUGCUGUUCUUAUUAUUUACGGAUAGUCUAGUAUUAUUUAUGGAUAAUCUAGUAUAGUUUUUAUUAUUCACUAUUUUAUCAAUUUUGAUUUAUUGUAAGUAUUACGUAUAUAGUUAUUUUUUAUAUUAGUAGCGAAGAGCCACUAUGUGGAAGUAUGCUAAUAAAGGUCAUUAUUAUUUUUAUUAUUAUUAUUUACGGGAGCCCAAAACAAUAAUGGGUAAUGGCUCCUGUCAAUUAGUAUCAUUACAAUUCUUAAUUUUUUUUUGUC